GACUGCAUAGUGGAUUUCCGCAAGCUCAUCACCAAGCAGCAGGCGUCAGCAGGGGGAGGCGGCAAGGCCAAGGGGGGGAAGGCAGCGGCAGUACCAAAGGAGGCGCCAAAGAUAGCGGUGGGGGUGGUGUUUGUGGCGGAGCAGUACGGCGGGUGGCAGGCGGAGUGCCUUGGGCUGCUGCAGAAGCACUUCGAUGCGGAGAAACGGGUGUUUAAGGAUGACGCUGGGCUGCUCGAUGCCCUUAAAGCCAGCCCUGUCGGCCAGCGCCCGGACUUCAAGAAGCUGAUGGGGCAGUGCAUGGGGUUCAUCCGAUUCAAGAAGGACGCUGCUCUGCUGCACGGCGCUCAGGCUCUGGACGUGAAGCUGCAGUUUGACGAGGCCAACGUGCUGCGGGAGAAUGCUGACCUCAUCAAGCGUCAGCUGCAGCUGGACCAGUUCUCGGUGUUCCUCACAUCAGACGCCGAUGCCGUUGCUGCCGUCAAUCCCAAGGACGCCUCCCGCGUCUCUGCUGCUGUGCCUGGCUCCCCUGUUGCAAUUUUCUCAGCAGCAUCUUAG
Messenger RNA from Closterium sp. Yama58-4, 555 nucleotides. Lineage: Eukaryota; Viridiplantae; Streptophyta; Zygnematophyceae; Desmidiales; Closteriaceae. The record is from the annotation of a GenBank genome assembly.